UUGGUUUCUAUGGUUACAACCAGUAACGCACGCAGCAACUCUAAAAUUACAGCACGUUGAAGUGUUCUUGUUCUUACGUUAGCUAAUGUGAAUUAUAUUUCAGCGAGUUGUCACAAUGGCCGCCGGAGGGGAGCAGGCAGAAGAGCAGAGUGUAUUUCCCACUGCUGUGUCAGAAGAGGAGCUUGAGGAGGCCAGGAGAAAAAGCACCUUCAAGCAGCUGUUUGGCUCCAGUAAAAUCUUUCUUGCACCAGCAGAGAAACGCCCUCAACGACCAGACCUACAGGGAAACCUCAUCAUCCAGAGAAAGGCUGCAGAGCAUUACCAAAAUGGAAAAGAGGCAAUGGGAAAGUCCCAGUAUGAGAAGGCUGUGAUCUGCUUCUCCAAAGCCAUCACACUGCAGCCAGAACAGACUCAGCUGUAUGUGAGCCAGGCGGAGGCCUACCUGCAACUCUGUGACUUCCAGUCAUCAGCAGCCUGUUAUAAACGGGCCUGCAUCCUGGAGCCUGGAGCCUUCAGCGACCGCUUGGCCUUCGUCUACUACCUCCAGGGCCAGUGUUUGUUUGACAGAGGCCUUUUCCUCGACGCUCUGAAGGCCUUCAGCAAAGCUGCUGAGGUGAAGCCUGGCUGCAGGGCCUACGAGGUCAGAAGCCUGGCCUGUCUGACUGCUGCAGGUCACCAUACUGACGCUCUGGAGCUGGUGAACGGCUGGAUGCUGUCCGAUGGUCCCAGCUCUGAUCGUUACAUCCUCCGAGCCCGACUGCACAAACUGCUCAACCAGACAUCACAAUGUUAUCAAGAUUUGAAGUCGGCAUUGGCGUUGAACCCAACGUGUCCGGCAGCCGGAGCCCUGCUGCUGCAGAUGCAGAAGGCCAGUGAACAGGCCCGACAAAUGGCCGUGGACAGAGCUCUGGCCGGCCAGCUGCCUGAAGCCUUCUGCAUGAUCAAUAUCGCUCUGGAGAACUGCCCGCAGGACGCACGACUCUACCUGUUCAGAGGGAUUCUGUACCGAAAGCUGGAAGAUUACACAGCAGCCAUCGAGGAUCUGGUCCAGGCUGUGGAGCUGAGCGCGGAUGAGAAGGAGGAGGAGGUCAGAGGUCAGGCGGAGGCCAGAGACGAGAAGGAUGAGCACGGCUCUGUGGAAGAGGAGGGCCAGUUUCAGUUGAUUCUCACCUACAAUGAUUUUGCCGUCCAAUGCUUCAACAGAGGCCUUUACGCUGAGGCCACUCUGCUUCUUAACAAGGCCAUCGAGGAGGAGAAGGGCCAGGCGGGCCUGUACCUCAACCGAGGAGACUGUUUCUUUAAGCAGGGUGACUGGUGUUAUGCUCUGGCUGACUACCAGCAGGCUGAGGAGAUGAUGCGGCCUGAUGACCCUGCUGUCCGGCUCCGCCUCGCUGUCCUUCACAACUCGCUGGGCUCUUUCUGCUUCCAGGACGGAUGUUUCCAGGAAGCAGCUGAGAUGUUUUCUCUGGCCAUCAAAUACAACCCAACAGCCAGUCAGUACUAUGAGAACAGAUCGAAGGCCUUUCGGAAGCUCAUGGACUUGGACGGAGCCAGGCGGGACUUCAUCUGCAUGCUGAUUCUGGAUCCCAGCAAUGAGGAGGUGCCUCCUCUCCUCAUGAAUCUGUUCCCUGGAUGCAGCAUGUCUGAUGUUUUGUCCAGUCCAACAGGACAGGCAAUCAGAGUUCAGCUGAUGGACACCAUCCAGGCCUGCAGUUUGUCCUCCGAUCAACAAAGAUUGAGUGAGAAGCUCCUAAAGAUGACUUUGACCAGUGAGAACACAGCCGGCCCAUCAGUAGACCCCCCUGAUGCAGGAAAGGAGCUGAAGUUGUGUGUAAACCAACCGGAGAUGCAAUUGACUGUGAAGAGCCUUCUGCAGGUUAAGGAAGUGGUUCGGUCAUUUCUCCACAAUCAUCCAACUGUUCACCACACUGGGCCACGCCUCGACACACACCAACCACCAGCAUGAUCCACACAGUGAAACAGAACCAGUCCGCCUUUAGACACAAGAGGAGUUCUUACUACAACAAGACAUGUGGGGUGUUCUAAAUCCACUGCUCAGAACUCUGGGUGGGACAAAAAACUAGGAUAAAUGUGUUUUUUUAUCUACGUUUAAGUGCUAUGUUUUUUUUUUUUACUGUAAGCAGUACCUUUAAACACCCAUUUACACUCCAGAAAAUCUACAAAACCUAAAACCAUAACUAUGGUCCUUUAACUCAAAC
Molecule: messenger RNA, 2219 nt
Organism: Etheostoma spectabile (orangethroat darter)
Lineage: Eukaryota; Metazoa; Chordata; Actinopteri; Perciformes; Percidae
Product: tetratricopeptide repeat protein 16
Exons: 13
Coding region: 116-1966 (616 amino acids)
Molecular function (GO): protein binding
Source: RefSeq, a predicted model, not a curated record